GUCUGAGAGGGUGUGUGUUGGGGGAGAGUCAGAACAAGCAGGAGGAGAGCUGUUUUCUUGUGUGUAUUUAUGUGUGAGAGUGUGUGGAAGAGAGAGGAGGGCUAUUUUGAAUGCAUACCUCAGUGAGCAAGAGCGAGAGAGGGAGGGAGGAAAGGAGGAGAGAGAGUCGCCUGUGUUGAAUGUGUCACAGGGAGAGCAAUCAAAUUGGUCCCUGAAAAUCUGUGACACAAACACAGUGUUCUCUGUGUCCAAGGGUGAGGGAGGGGGUGAGGGAGGGGGUGAGGAGGAAAGGAAGAAAGAGAGGGAGAGUGACAGACAGAAGGCUACAGAGAAUGAGGCGAAGACAAUCACAUUUACCCACUCGCUCAGGAAGCAGAUAAAGAAAACGACGGAGUCUCUCGCAUGCAUAGUUCUUCAGCUGAAACCAUAAAAGCACACAGAAGAGAGAUCAGCUGUAGCCUUGAGGAAACUGAUAACUGUCACUAAGCUGACUGAAACGGAGACACACACACACACACACACAAUCAUUUCUCUUUUCUGUUUUUUGUAGUAGCACAGAAGAUUUUUGAGUGUGUCCGUGUGUCCUGAUAGGUAGAGCAAUCACAACAUCGGACUGUGACAGGUUCUUCUCACUAUAUAAAAAGCUCUAGGUAGUUUAAAGAGUUGUAGGAGGACCAUUAAUACACAUUUGGACACGUAUUACCUGAUAGCUGAUACGGCACAGGACUUUCCUGCAAGACCAUGACAUCACAUGGCAAACUGAGGAAGGAAAGGGGGUGUCUCGCAGAGUAUGAGACACAGAUCAAAGAGGUACGUAGUCAGCUUUCGGAGCAGCUGAAAGUGUUGGAUGCACAGUUGGAGCAGAAGACGCAGCAGCUCCAGGAUCUUAGUGAUUAUCUACGCCGUCGGGGGGAGAUCGAGGCUGAGUAUGCACGCUCUCUGGAAAAACUCAGCGAGAGGUUCACCCUCAAGACCAAAAAGAAGGAGCAUAUGGACCAGUCCGUGUCCCAGUGCUGGUCAGUGCUGCUCACGCAGACCAAGCAGGAGAGCCGGGACCACAGCUCGCUCAGUGAGAUCUGCAGCACCACUUUCACCCAGCGCCUAUCUCACUGCAUCGAGGACACACACCGCCUGGCCAAGAAGAGUAAAGAAGUGGGUCUGCAGACGCAGGAUGAACUCCUAAAGGUCACCACAGAGCUGCAGACGGCUCUAAAGACUUAUCACCAGUAUCACUCUGAGUGUCUUGCUGCUGAGGGCAAACUCAAAGAAGCUGCACGACUGGAGGAGAAACAGACUGGCAAGGGGUCUGAACUUAGUGUUGGCCAAUCAGGAGGUCAGAGGCGCAGCUCAGUAAAGAAGAUGGAAAGGCUCAUGGAAAAGAGGCAAGGGAAAGUACAAGAGACCCAGCUGAAGUGCACUAAAGCUCGUAAUGACUACCUGCUGAACCUCGCAGCAGCCAACGCUGCCAUGAAUAAGUACUAUCUCAAGGACAUCUGCACUCUGAUUGACUGCACGGAUCUUGGCUACCACCUGUCUGUGACACGGGUGAUGCGUGGUUACCUGUCAAACAGGAACCGGGCACAGCAGAACCUGAAGAAUGGGCUGCAGCAGCUUGAAAGUGCAGUGAGUGCUAUGGACCAGGGCCAGGACCGAGAUGCCCUGCUGCAAGCCCACAACUCGGCCUUCUGCCUGCCAUUCCGCUUUCAGCACCUGUCACAUGAGGGAGACCAGGUUUGUGAGGUGAGUGCUGACUGUCAGGUGAGGUAUGAGAUGGAAACCAGAUACCAGCAGUUGCAGUCCAGACUGGCUACUGUUACCCUGGAAACAGAGGAGGUCAGCAAAACUCUCAAGGCAACUCAUGCUGCUCUACUGGAGAGUAUCUGUGAUGAUGACUGUAACCGCAUCCCUGAUAUCUCAGCCAGCCUAUCACAGGAGAGCACAGGCGAUGGCCCGAACACCAAGCUGAGCUUAACCAAGCGCAGAGCCAAUCAGCAGGAAACAGAGACCUUCUACUUUAACAAAGUGAAGGAGUAUCUCAGUGGUAGCUCCCUGAUUUCCAAACUCCAGGCCAAACAUGACCUGUUGAAGGAGGCCAUACAGAAAGCUGAGGCAGUUGACAGUGAUCCCUCCAGAAUGCCUUCUGGUAGGUCAGUGCGUGUGCGGAAAGCCAGGCCUUGCUCCCAGUACAACCACAAACUCUUCUCUGGAGACAUGCUGUCCUUCAUCCAGAGCUCUGGGCAGCAGAUCCCCUUAGUGGUGGAAAGCUGUAUUCGCUUCAUCAACCUCCAUGGUCUGCAUCACGAAGGCAUAUUCAGAGUGCCAGGCUCCCAGAGCGAAGUCAAUAAUAUCAGAGAUGCAUUUGAAAGUGGGGAAGACCCUUUGACGGACAGUGAGUGUGACAUUGACUCAGUAGCAGGAGUUCUGAAACUGUAUUUCCGAGACCUGGAGAAACCUCUCUUCCCAGAGGAGCGCUUCAGUCAGCUGAUGGAGUGUGUCCAAAUUGAGAACAUGGCAGAGAGGGCAGCUCAGAUAAAGCUAGUGGUCUCAUCCCUCCCCAGACCCCUCAUCAUAGUGAUGCGCUAUCUAUUUGCCUUCCUCCAUCAUGUUUCUCAGUAUAGUGAUGAGAACAUGAUGCAGCCCUAUAACCUAGCUGUGUGCUUUGGACCCAGUCUGCUGAGAGGUGGGGCCGAGUCAGGUGACGCAGUAACUCUGCAGCCCCAGAUUAAUGCCCUGGUUAAGAGCAUGAUCCUCCAGCAUGAGAGCAUCUUCCCUAGCGCUGCUGAGCUUCCAGGCCCUGUCUAUGAGAAAUGCAUGACCUUGGAGCAAGAAUACUGUGAACCUAUUACAGAGGAGGGUGAAGGAGAGACUGAACAUGCUCCAAGUGAGGAUGAGUGGGAGACUGUGGCUAUGUUUGAUUAUGUUGCACGGUCUCCAGCCGAGCUGUCAUUCAAGCAGGGGGACCACAUCCUACUCCACAGCAAGGCCUCUGCUGAUUGGUGGAAAGGAGAAGUAGGAGGAGUCAAAGGCCUCAUUCCUCAUAAGUACAUCGUUGUGCCUGAAGGGGCGGAACGAAAGCAGGAGCGAGGGAAGAGGGAGGAGAGCCGAGGUGGCAGCACGGGAAGUCUAACUGAUGAGCAGCAGCAGGCUGAACACAGCACCCGCAUGCGGGUGAACAGUGAUAGCGCAUCUCUGCCGGGAAGGCAGCGGACUGCCAGUGGAAGUGGUGCCAUGGUAGGAGAAGGAGGGGGCAGUGGAAACAUCAGUCCAAUACGCAAAUUCCCCCUACAUGUACCAGAGGGCCGGCUCUUCUUCCCAUCGCAACCACCUGGCAUGGGCCGGCAACUCACAGGUCUACAGGAACGGCGACAUACCUUGGACACCGUCAGGCCCAUUGGAGGAACAUCAGAGAGACAGCCAGUGCAGGCGGUUGAUAAGGAGGUCACUCGGCAGAUGAACUCGGUAUUCAAAGAGCUCCUUUCCCGUCAACCUCCUCUAGAAAGUAAUGUUUCACCAGCUAUGUCCUCCUCCUCCUCCUCCCCAGUGUCCAGUGCACCUUCUCGUCAGUCCAUAAGGAAGGGGGGAGGAUUUGUCCUGCGAAGUCGAGGCCUUUUCAAACCCUCUGACCAGCAGGACUGAUGGAGGAGGAUUAAAAGAAAGAGCAGAAAAUGCAUGAAUGGAAGGCAAGGAAAAGAGCUAACAUACAGCAGAGAUUAAUAUAUUUUUUCUAAAGUAUAAUAUGAUGUUUGUGAGACCUCAAUUCUGAAAAGAUUUUGUUUAUGAAAAGUGACUUUGGUUCAUGUCGUGCCAGUGACUCAGCCUGUCAUUCAUAAUGGUAUUGAAACUAUUCACUGGUCAUGUUACUGGUUUUGUUUUUGCUUAACAUAAACUUAACGGUACAGUAUUGUAGAACCUUUAUCUAUAAUUUGUUAUUGCCCCAUUACAAUGAUCAUUCAUUAUAGUGAUGUGCAGUGGAGUAACUUAAUUCUUUCCUUGCAUUUAUAUACUGUUUUUAACAUGCCUUUGCAACAGCCCCUCACGUGAGAUACUGAAUUUUUUCAACCAGAAUGCACUUGCUUGCUACAUGGCUAUGUAGCACCCAAUUUACCAAAUGCUUUUUUCAAAUAUUCUUAUGUCUUCUGGUCAAUUUCUGGUAUAUUCUACAGUUUAUUAAAUCCCUCAAGUCUCCAAGACGUUAUCUCACAGCCCACUCACAGGCGCUGUUCAUUCCCUUAAGGGGAAAUAAUGUGAAAGUUAAUGAGGGCAUGUAAAAAGCAGUUCUCGAAGCCAGUGUUUUAUUGUACUGUAACUUUCACUGUCACUGGGAUUCAUUGGUUUCUCCCUACAAACACAAAAUCCACUGCUUUAUUGCAUUAAUGCAAUGAGUUUAUCAUCUAUUACUCAGAGAGGGAACAUGGCUGUAAACAUACAUUUCCAUUCUAGCUGCAACCGGAAUAGACAACUAUUUUUCAAAAAUUAAUAUUUUUAUAGUAAUUGUUUUUUAAUGGUUAUUUUUAUUUCCAAGUUGUUUGCUUAAAUAAUUAAUUAUUUUAUUUUCAUUUUGUUAGAUGUUUAUAUUUGUUGACCUGACCUGAUUGAACUUUUUUUUUAACUCUUUCUAAAGAAGAGGAGAUGCGUUAAAACUAGACAAAUCCCUCACCUUAAAAAAAAAAAAUCAUAUUCUCAGCAACAAGCCUCCAUUUAUUAAAACAAUAUGACCACUGUUAUGAAUACAGGACUGUCCCCUGAAAAUGAUGGCAUAUGCAAUUUAAUCUAGGACUGGGCUUUGCAAAAUAGUCACAGAAGGAAAAAAAAAAGAUUAUAAAAAAAAAAAGCAGACCGAAAGUGGAAACCACUUAUUUUGGUUACAUCAUACAUUAUGUGAUUUUUACACCAUAUGUGAUUUUUUUCCAUCUAUAGUCUUUAUGCAAUCAUAUGUGUAAUGUGAAAACUUCAAGUCAAAGAUCGUUGUACAACAAGUGCAAUAAGUGACACACAUGGAGACACACACACACACACACACGCAAACAUUUCAUGUAGGAUUGGUGCGAUAACCAAACUAAGUGCAACUACAGUAUGUUGCCACACUUCACCCCACCAACUUAUCUUUGUCACACACACAAAGUCUGCUGGAUAUCUGGGAGAGACAAGUGUCUAUGAUACAUUUGAUAGCUCAGGAGAGUGGGACUGAGAUAAAGGAAGAGUUGUAGACAGGAGAGGAACUGAUUGACUGUACUGACCAAACUGUGAACGAGCUGAUGCAACCACAGGUAGUACAGCAGCACUUUCACUUCCUACUAAACCCUAGUGUACACAUCUCAUGGGUUCCCCCUGCUCUGCUCCACUCAGAAGGGGGAGAUGUUUUGACGAACAGGCAGCUUAGCCUGUAAGGCUGCAUACAGCCCAUAAAACACAAGCCAAUCUGACUGAUUGAUUUAUGUUUGUCAGUUGUUCCAGCUAAAGCAUGCAAGUUUGACUUAAAUUGAUAUUUGUGUCACUUUCAAGGAUGAUAUAAACACGAAUUGAGAAAAUACCGCAAUUCUGUCAGGCUGACAAGGUAGCUAAACGCAUUCCUUAUAGGAAGCUUGUUUAUUUGAAUAUCAAUCCGAAAGAUUGAUGUGUGUGCGUCUGGAAUCCAAGAUUUGGCUAGUUAUUAGGCCAAAGACUCUCCAAAAGCUCAAAUAUUCAGCAAUAUUAAUGGACCUAAUGCUUCCAGAGAUUAUAUGAAUUGAGGAAAAAGCAUCAUGAAAUUUGCUUUGGUCUUAUACGUGUUUUUGGUGAUAUGCAGCCUGACAAGCUGCCUGGCCUUUUAGUCAAUAUUUGCUGCACCUUUCUUCUUUUUGUGCCACUCACUUCUAUAUCCUUUUUGAAAACGUGUUUCAUAAUGUGUUACAUAAUGACAAAUGUGUUACAUAAUGACGUGUUGUUGUUGUUGUAUGACAUGCAAUAUUAUCACAAUAAAUGAUGUAAAUUCUAAAAGA
Molecule: messenger RNA, 5978 nt
Organism: Neoarius graeffei (lesser salmon catfish)
Lineage: Eukaryota; Metazoa; Chordata; Actinopteri; Siluriformes; Ariidae
Gene: arhgap4b
Product: Rho GTPase activating protein 4b
Exons: 24
Coding region: 742-3636 (964 amino acids)
Biological process (GO): signal transduction; negative regulation of cell migration
Cellular component (GO): cytoplasm
Molecular function (GO): protein binding
Source: RefSeq, a predicted model, not a curated record